Messenger RNA from Poeciliopsis prolifica (blackstripe livebearer), 1030 nucleotides. RefSeq names its product programmed cell death 1 ligand 1-like. The transcript is spliced from 4 exons. Gene Ontology annotation, cellular component: external side of plasma membrane. Gene Ontology annotation, biological process: T cell costimulation; immune response; cellular response to lipopolysaccharide. NCBI's taxonomy places the organism in Eukaryota, Metazoa, Chordata, Actinopteri, Cyprinodontiformes, Poeciliidae. The record is from RefSeq and is a predicted model, not a curated record. The coding region runs from base 44 to 913 and encodes 289 amino acids.
CUGUGUUGGAAAGUUAUAAAGAAAUCAUUUAGCGAAGACUUUUAUGUCGAGGAAGAUGGAGCUUUUUGCUGUGUUUCUGUUCCUCUUUUGUGCCUCUCAGGACUCUUUGGCUGUGACUGUGGAGGUUCAGGAGGGAGAACCGUCUGUUGUUCUGCCCUGUCAGAUCAGCAAGAGAUUAGAAGAGAUUGUUACAGUGAAAUGGAGCCGUUUUGAUCUCAAUCCUAACAUUGUCCAUCAACGGCGAGAAGCAGACGACCUACAGGCACAAAAUCAGGUUUUCAGAGGAAGAACUUCAAUGAUACCUGAGGCUCUGGACUCUGGUGACUUCAGCCUCACUCUGACAAAGCCUCAACUUUUAGACAGCGGCGUCUACAUCUGCAGCAUGAGUGAGAAUCAGGAGGAAACGGCUCUGUCUGGUGUUCUGCUGCAUGUCAAAGCCUCUCAGGAUUCUUUAGACGUGUCUCUGGAUGUUUAUCAGGGGGAUUCAUCUGUUGUUCUGCCCUGCCUGAACAGCCAAUCAUCAGACGGGAUUCUCACAGUGAAAUGGAGUCGCUUUGACCUCAACCCCAACACUGUCCAUCAACGACGAGAAGGAGACGACCUACAAGCUCAAAAUGUUCUUUUCAGUGGACGAACAUCAAUGAGGUCUGAUGCUGUAGAUGUUGGUGAUUUCAGCCUCACUCUGAGAGAACCUCAACUUUUAGACAGCAGCGUCUACACCUGCAGUAUUCAUCAGGAGACAGAAGACAAAAUGCUGUCAGGCAUUCAGCUGAAUGUUAAAGAAAUGUUUCCAACUUGGGCCACAAUUUUCCUGGUUCUGUUGGUUCUACUUCUUGUUUCUGGAGGCCUUUUAUUUCAUUUCCGACAUUAUUUAAUGUCAGGUAAGUUCCUCUUACAUCAGUAUCAAUACUAAUGUCUAACAUGGUGAGAUUUUCUGAAUUUUCCUGAGAUUGUGACCAUUUCAGACAAUAAUUUAUGAAAUGAUACAGAAAGGAAGGAAGCAUCAGAGCUUUCAUGGUUUCAAUGUCAG